Molecule: messenger RNA, 1233 nt
Organism: Daphnia magna
Lineage: Eukaryota; Metazoa; Arthropoda; Branchiopoda; Diplostraca; Daphniidae
Product: retinol dehydrogenase 11
Exons: 6
Coding region: 30-1040 (336 amino acids)
Source: RefSeq, a predicted model, not a curated record
UUUGUUUCCCUUUAAUUUUUAUGUAAGAGAUGUUUCCUUUUCUAUUUAGUUUCCAAAACAGUGUAAUUGUUAUUCUGAUUUUUUUGUUAACCAUUAAGCUCUACCUCGAAAUUACGAAGGGAGUCUGUAAAAGCACUAAACGACUUGAUGGGAAAACGAUUAUUAUCACAGGUGCCAAUACUGGUAUCGGUAAAGAAACCGCGCUUGAUCUUGCUUCUAGAGGUGGUCGUAUCAUUCUAGCCUGCCGAGAUUUGAAAAAGGCAUCUGUAGCCAAAGAUGACAUUGGUCAAAAAUCAGGAAACUACAAUGUCUUGGUCAAGAAACUUGAUUUGGCAUCCUUGGCAUCAGUCAGACAGUUUGCUGAAGAUAUAUUAAAAAAUGAACCUAAACUUCAUAUCCUUAUUAACAAUGCUGGAUGUGGUGGAAUUAAACAACAGUAUACACAGGAUGGACUCGAAAACCAAAUGCAAUCAAACCACUUUGGGCAUUUUUUGCUUACAAAUUUGUUACUAGGUUUAAUGAUCAGGACUGCCGAAAAAGAACAAGAAAAUGCCCGCAUCAUCAAUGUCAGCUCCGACGCAAACCACCUUUGUAGAAGUCUGAACUUUGAAGACCUGAAUUUCGUUCGAGACCGUACGGCGGGAACGUUUUUGGCGCCUUAUAAAAUUUAUGGAACGUCAAAGCUGUGCAAUAUUCUUUUCAGCAUUGAACUAGCUAACAAGCUCGAACUCCAUGGAAGAGCUGUUACGGUGAAUUCUCUUCAUCCAGGUGCCGUGUACACUGAAUUCGGGCGCUUUUCCAGCAUAGUUUCGACGAUCAUGACCAUUUUGGUUUCUUUUUUGAAGACCCCCAAGGAAGGUGCGCAGACUACCAUUUACUUGGCUGUGGCAGACGAAGUUGCAAAUGUGACUGCACAGUAUUUUCGCGAUUGCAAGAUUGCCAAACCAUCAAAGCUUGCCCAAGACAGCGGAAUGGCAAAAAAAUUGUGGGAUGUAAGCGAAACGCUCGUUCGUCUUGAAUCAUAUGAAAAAUUCUUUUGAUGGUCGAAUUUUUCGUCCAUCUCCUUCAAAUUAGCGGGGAAAAUUUAAUGAUCUAUCAUCGCCGCCAUAACAUCUAAAUUGACUUGGUAAUUUACUGAUAAAUAACCAAUUUAGACUUUAGAAAGAAAAUAACCGCUCUGUUUUAAUUCUUCCUGUAUGCCUGACAGUAAUUCAUUAGACCAUUUCUUCAAGA